Molecule: messenger RNA, 1728 nt
Organism: Chanos chanos (milkfish)
Lineage: Eukaryota; Metazoa; Chordata; Actinopteri; Gonorynchiformes; Chanidae
Gene: slc1a6
Product: solute carrier family 1 member 6
Exons: 9
Coding region: 46-1728 (560 amino acids)
Biological process (GO): L-glutamate transmembrane transport
Cellular component (GO): plasma membrane
Molecular function (GO): L-glutamate transmembrane transporter activity; neutral L-amino acid transmembrane transporter activity; glutamate:sodium symporter activity
Source: RefSeq, a predicted model, not a curated record
GUUUCCCAUGAAACCUGUCUCUUGGACCAGGUUCUGGACUUGAUUAUGAAUGAGAAACCAUCCAACAGUAACAGCCUCUUUCUGAACGAAGACGCGGAGAAACCGAGCCGUCCGGAGGCGGGGCUACACAGGCUGCACAGAACCAUGCAGAGACGCGUGUCUGCCGCCAGGCACAGGAUGUGCUCCAUCACCUGGGAGAGCACCCGCGCCUUCCUCUGCCGCAACACCUUCGUCAUCUUCACCGUGGCUGCCGUGGCGAUAGGGGUGUUGCUGGGAUUUGCCCUGAGGCCUCAUAACCUCUCUGUCAGGGAGAUUAAAUAUUUCUCCUUCCCUGGAGAGCUGCUCAUGCGUAUGUUACAGAUGCUCGUCCUUCCACUCAUUGUCUCCAGUCUGGUCACAGGCAUCUCGGCGCUGGACAGCAAGGCCUCCGGGAAGAUGGGCGUCCGCGCGGUCGUUUACUACAUGGUGACGACCUUCAUCGCCGUGUUUACCGGCAUCGUCAUGGUGAUAAUCAUCAGGCCUGGGAGAGGCAGCAGGGACAGUCCGAUGACCUCUAGUGGCAACAUUGAGCCGGUGCAGGCAGCCGAUGCCUUCCUGGAUCUCAUACGAAAUAUGUUCCCACCCAAUUUAGUGGAGGCCUGUUUUAAACAGUACAAAACCGUUUAUAAGAAAACAGUGUACACCAAGAACGUGACCGUUAUGAUCAACGUGACGGAUGCCGUUAACUCCACUGAGUCCGGUCGGGCAGUCAACGCCAGUGCGGUCCUUCAGACGGUCCAGGAGAGGGUGGAGGAGACGCUGCCUGUCCCCGGGUCGUCUGGGGGGGUGAACGCCCUGGGUCUGGUGGUGUUCUCCAUGUGUUUUGGGCUGGUGAUCGGGAACAUGAAACAGCAGGGGCAGGCGCUGAGGGAAUUCUUUGACUGUCUUAAUAACGCCAUCAUGAGACUGGUCGCCGUCAUAAUCUGGUACGCUCCCGUGGGAAUCCUCUUUCUGAUCGCGGGGAAGAUCGUGGAGAUGAAAGAUCUGGCGCAGAUGGGUGGUCAGCUGGGCAUGUACACGGUGUGUGUGAUCGUCGGGCUGCUCAUCCACGGUCUGAUCGUCCUGCCCUUGCUCUACUUCCUGGUCACCAAGAGAAACCCCUACACCUUCAUCGGCGGACUGCUGCAGGCCCUCAUCACCGCUCUGGGCACUUCCUCCAGUUCCGCCACCCUGCCCAUCACGUUUCGCUGUCUGGAGGAGAAUAACCGCGUGGAUAAACGGGUGACACGCUUCGUCCUGCCGGUCGGAGCCACAAUUAACAUGGACGGCACCGCCCUCUACGAGGCCGUGGCCGCCAUUUUCAUCGCCCAGGUCAACGACAUGGACCUGAACUUUGGACAGAUUCUCACCAUCAGUAUCACAGCAACAGCUGCCAGCAUCGGAGCAGCAGGCAUCCCUCAGGCUGGUCUGGUUACCAUGGUGAUAGUAUUGACAUCGGUGGGACUGCCCACUGAGGACAUCACAUUGAUCAUUGCGGUGGAUUGGUUCCUGGACCGUCUCAGAACUACCACCAACGUUCUGGGAGAUUCUCUGGGUGCAGGUAUUGUGGAACACCUGUCGCGGCAAGAGCUGGAGAACCAGGAGGCUGAGGUGGGAAACCUGGUGAUAGAGGAGAAUGAGAAACCGUAUCAACUCAUCAGCCAAGAGAACGACUCCCUGAAGCAUCGCAACAGCGAGACCACCAUGUAA